Anarrhichthys ocellatus (wolf-eel) is the source of this 3973-nucleotide messenger RNA. RefSeq names its product zinc finger and BTB domain containing 39 (gene zbtb39). The transcript is spliced from 4 exons. The record is from RefSeq and is a predicted model, not a curated record. Lineage: Eukaryota; Metazoa; Chordata; Actinopteri; Perciformes; Anarhichadidae. The coding region runs from base 119 to 2710 and encodes 863 amino acids. Gene Ontology annotation, cellular component: nucleus. Gene Ontology annotation, biological process: regulation of transcription by RNA polymerase II. Gene Ontology annotation, molecular function: protein binding; DNA-binding transcription factor activity, RNA polymerase II-specific.
GUUGUAAAUUAUAUCCGUGGACGACCACCAGAAUCCCUUUGAAAACAUAGUGAAAAGAGAGGAGUCUUCGACACCUUUUAAAUGGUUGGAUAGUAGCACACCAGGAGCUGCAGCAGGGAUGAGGAUCCAGCUGCAGGGUCCCGGCCACGCUGCCAGCUUGCUCGCUCAGCUCAACGGCUGCCGCCAGUCGCGCCAAUACUGUGAUGUGUUCCUGCAAGUCGGCAACCGCACGUUCGCGGCGCACCGAGCGGUGCUGGCCUGCGCCGGGACGUACUUCCGUAACCUGUUUGCCCGGGCGCCGUCCUCGUCCACGGCUGCCUUCUCCUUGGAGUUCAUCUCCCCGGCCAACUUUGAGAAGCUGCUGACCUUCGUCUACACGGGGGAGAUCUUGACUGAUCUCAUAGAUGUCGGGGUGCUGUACGAGCUGGCCGAGAGGCUGGGCGUCGGUGAGCUGGUGAGGGCCUGUCACGCCACCUUCCCCGACCUGCGGGCUUCUGCGUCUGCAAACUGUAAACCGGGUAGUCCAGGAGACCUCGCCCUGAACUCGAGCAUGGUUGCCGCUGCUGCGUCCACAGUGGCCGCCGUCGGUGCAGCUUCUGCGUCGUCCGUGUGCUCCUCUGCCGCCUCCUGCUCGUCUCUGUCUUCGUCUGCGGCCCCGACGCCUGCUGCCGCUCCCUCGCCGCUCUUCCAAACCAGGGCAGCCGGGGCCGGCCAUGAAGCUCACACCGGGGCUCUGUCUCUGGACCUGAAGGAGGAAGACGUGCAGUCUCAUAUCGGCUACGGGCAGAUGGCAGCAGAUCAGCAACAACCAGGAGGACUCAGUCUUUUGACCGGCAGCCACUCCAGACAGUGUGGCGGCGUGCUGCCUCCGGGGCCUGUUCUCCAGCUGAAGAUCGAGCCAGGGCUGGAGGAGGAGGAAGGCGGCUGUAAGGACAGAGAUGGACGAAUGGUUUCCCAGUGCGCACGAAGUUCUGUGCCUCAGAGCAGCGACGCUGCACCGUCUGACUCCUGCUCCUUCCCCGACUCCUCGGCUCAGCUCGGAGCCGAGGCCUGCGCCCCGACGUCGUCCUCCGGAGAGCCUCUGGGCAGCCUGCAGGUGGUGUCAGUGGAGGGCGGCAUGGGGGACGUCCAGAGGGACGGCAGGCUGGUGUUUGGAAAGGUGGAGGAGGGAGAGAAUGAGGAGGAGGAGGAGGAGGAGGAGAGGGAGGCUCUGAAAGGAAACGGUGCCAUGGAGGGAACAGAGGAGGAGCAGUGGAGACAGCUGGCAGGUGAGAUCAUCGAGCUGAGUGACGACGAGAACUUCAUGGAGGAGGGAGAUGAGGAGGAUGAUGAAGACGAGCUUGUGUAUGUGGAGAACGGAGACGGAGGGAGCUCAAGCAGCCAGGUGACGGGGAACAUGCUGCCGUGUAAAGCCUGCGCAGUGCUUCUCCCGGCAGACCCGGAUGCCAUCCGAAGACACGCCGAGACCCACCUGACGGAGCUGGGGCUCUGCAGAGUGUGCGGGGCCUCGUUCCCGGACUGCGAAGCCGGUGUCGCCCACUCUCUCUCCCACGUUGGCGUGCAGCUCUUCACCUGCGACAUGUGUCACUUGCAGUUCUGCAGCCAAAACAAACUGCUGCGCCACCACCGCCACGCGGCCUCCAGCUACACGAUACCACAGGUGGCGCUGACCAGCAGCAGCCAGAGCCUCGACCCCGAGCUGCAGUGUGCCGCAUGCGCCAAGACCCUCAGCAAGGACUUCCAGACGGUCAAAGACCACCUGCUGAGCCACGUGUGUCCCCAGAGCCUGAGCUGUGGCGUGUGCCACCUCCCCCAGCUCUCCUUGUGCUCCCUGCUGUGGCACGCCCUCGCCCACCUCUCUCUGCCCGUCUUCACCUGCCCACACUGUGCCCGCUGCUUCGUGGAGCGCUCCAUGCUGGACCGACAUAUGACUACGCACGCUGAGGAGGCGGCAGCCAAGGAGAGGGAGCAGUUUGCUGCGCUGAGGGCUUACAGAGUCGGGGGAGGCGGCGGCGUGCCGGGAGUGGAGGAGUUGCAUUGCUUCCUGUGCCCGCAGACUUUCCGCUCCGCCGCUGCCUUUCAGUACCACCUCAGCCUGCACACCACCGAGUCCCUGGUGAGUGUCGGAGGUGCCAGGGCCCAAGGCUGGCUGGGCAAACGUAAAGCGGACCAGAAUCUGGAGUGCCUUCCGUCUUCCUCCUCUCAACGGGAGGUCGGCAGCCUCGUUAAAAUGAGCAACAUGGGUCUGGGGCUGGGAAUGAGCUUCAGCGUACCAGAUAAGUUUUUUCAAGGGGCGUUACACAGCCUGCCCACCGGGGUCCUGACCAACGGGAACUCGGGGCAGGACGGGGGAGUCGGGGCAGCAGGCGUCCGUGGGAAAUGGUACCGGUGUCGCUACUGCGGUAAGUGCUUCGCCCACUCGGGGGAGUUCACCUACCACCUCCGCAUCCACACCGGGGAGAAACCCUACCAGUGCAAAGUGUGUCUGCGCUUCUUCAGAGGGCGCUCCACCAUGAUCUGCCACCUGAAGACGCACGCCGGAGCCCUCAUGUACCGCUGCACGGUCUGCGGCCUUUUCUUCUCCACGCUGAAAAUGGUGUCGUCGCACAUGGAGCUGCACACAGACCACCUGCCCCCGGACUUCAACAUCGAGCAGACCUUCAUGUACAAUGACCACUCUAAAGAGCCGCUGCCCAACAUGGACGUCUGACGCGUCGGCAGGGUAGUUUCCCCUACUCGUCCCUUUUUACCUCUCUCUGACACCUCCACUGUGUCUGGUUGUCGUGGACCACAUACCGCAUAUAAUAGAAUAGGGCUGAAACUAAUGGUUAUUUUCUUUAUCGAUUAUUUUUUUUCGAUUAAUCGUUUGUCUAAAAUGUCAAAUCAAUUUUAAAAAUGGUUGUCUCUCUAAGUAUAAGGCGACAUCUUUUAAAUGAAUUGUUUUGUCUCAACAGUCCAUAAGACAUUCAGUUUAUAAGGAUAUAAAAAAGCAUUUCAGAAGCUGCAAAAAGAGAAUUCUGACAUCUUUGUUUGACAAACAACAGAUUUCUUUUCUGUCGAUGGAUUGUUGGCCUCGGCUCUAUAAUAGACGUAGACUUGUAGAAUGUAGUGGACAUAUUAUCUGUCGGAUGCUGUUCACUGAGUUGACCUCUUUGAACUAAGAUUAAAAAGAAGCCACUUGGUGGCAGUGUAUCCUGUUCAGUGUCAGUGAGAGAAGGGAAGCCGGUGGCUUUGUUGACCGUCAUGCAGCACUCUGCUUAUAUUCAUCUACUCCGAACAAGUCUGUAUCUUCACCACUGAAAUCUGAGGAUUGAUUUCCGUGUCCGUGGUCGAUGAUUAUUAAAGUAGCGCCUCAUUGUAGCAUAGAAAUUAUUUUCCUAUAUUUGCAGUCACUAUUUUCACACUUUUUUAAGGUCUUGGAAGUUUUUCACUCCAGAGAUACGGGACCAGUCACAUAAAAGCUUGAUUUAAUUGGUCAUUUAAACAUAAAAAAAACGUGUUAUUUGUUGUUAUGAAUGCUUUCAGAUUCUGCCACUGCUGUAUUCAUUUGAGAGCGUGUGAUCAGUUGUGCUGUAGAAAUUAUUUAAGUGCCCAUCACAAGUUUGUGUCUUACCUCAUAUUUAUGAUGGCUGUAUAACUAUUUAUUAUUUGUAUGCCUCUAUAUGUUGUCUGUUCCUAAAGCUGUAUGAAUGUUGGCUUUUUAAAAAAACUAUUGUUCAUGAAAAGAAUGAAAUAAAUGCCUCUCGGAAGACUGUUAUCAACCCGAAACUAUGUGUCAAUCUGUUUUUUGAUCACGUUUGAAUGAAAUGAAAUGAAUGAAACCUUUAUUGCCCCAACGGGUUUUCAGCUUUGCACAAAGAGCUUAAAAGAAUAUCAGAAGAACAGCAACAACCAUACAUGACAGUGAUGCUGGGCGAUAUGGAGAUAACGUUUUUGACCCAAUACCUCAAUAUCAUUACAUUACAGUCAUUUA